AUGGUUCCUGAAGAUCUAUGGAAGUUUCAACGUCGACUUUGUAAAAAUUAUUAUCCAAUUUAUAAACUUUGGUGCGGUCCAAUUGCUUUCGUCAGCAUUCAUCAUCCAGAUGAUUUAGAGAAAGUACUAGGCAGCGCAAAGGAACAUCUUUCAAAAGGCUACUUAUAUGAUGCUUUAAUUCCCUGGUUAGGAACUGGAUUACUUACUAGCGAAGGAAUCAAAUGGCACAAAAGGCGAAAAAUAUUAACACCUACGUUUCAUUUUAACAUAUUGAAACAAUUUGUUGAAAUUCUAAUUGAUGAAGGAAAUCGUAUGGCGAAAUUUUUAAAAGAUACUAAUGGUUCCGUUAAUGAUUUAAUGUUUCUUAUCAGUCAUCAUACAAUGAAUAUAAUUACAGAAAGAAAACAAUAUCAUGAAAGGACUAAUGGACGAUAUUUGAAAUAUUUUGAUGAUAUGACAGAAACAGACGAUGAAGAGAUAAUAGGAAUUAAGAAAAGGCGACUUGCUAUGCUGGAUCUUCUGAUAGCGGCAGUUCGAAAUGACGAGAUGGAUGAUGUAGAUAUCAGAGAAGAAGUCGAUACUUUCGUAUUCGAAGGACAUGAUACCGUAGCAGUGGGAUUAACUUAUGCAAUAUUAUUACUAGCUGAACACGAAGAUGUCCAGAAACGUGCCAGAAAUGAAAUUAGUGCAAUCAUGGAAGCAAAUGGAGGAAAGCUUACCAUGUCAGCGUUAAAUAAUAUGCCAUACUUAGAAAGAUGUUUGAAAGAAUCGUUGAGAUUAUAUCCUAGCGUUCCUUUCAUUUCACGAGUUCUAUCAAAAGAUUUACAAACACAAACAUAUUUGGUGCCUUCUGGAACAAUUGUGCAUUUAAAUAUUUACGAUAUUCAUAGAGAUCCAAAUUUCUGGCCAAAUCCAGAUGUAUUCGAUCCAGAUAGAUUUUUGUUAGAGAAAAUUCAAAAACGUCAUCCUUAUUCCUACUUACCAUUUAGCGCAGGACCGCGAAAUUGUAUAGGACAACGAUUUGCUAUGAUGGAACUAAAAGCUAUAAUAGCGACAUUGAUAUAUAACUUUUAUCUGGAACCCAUCGAUUAUUUAAAGGAUCUUCAAUUCAAGACGGAUUUAACAAGCCGUGUUACACAGCCGAUCCGUACACGAUUUGUUCCAAUCAAUCGUACAUCUAAGGUCAUAUAAUUUUAUUUAUUGUAAUAAGACAAUAUUAAAAAUCAUAUAUAGCAUUUUUAACAGGCAGGAUUUGCUUAAAGUAUUCAAAUUAGAUUUAGUGCACUAAAUGCA
This is a messenger RNA of Acromyrmex echinatior (Panamanian leafcutter ant), 1293 nucleotides long. Its product is annotated as cytochrome P450 4C1-like. The record is from RefSeq and is a predicted model, not a curated record. Lineage: Eukaryota; Metazoa; Arthropoda; Insecta; Hymenoptera; Formicidae. Gene Ontology annotation, molecular function: iron ion binding; heme binding; monooxygenase activity.